AUGGGCGCUCGAAGCCGAGACCAAUGGGUGGUCCUCGAUUUGCUCCACAAAGAUCAAGUGCUGGCCACUUCGUUGUACUCAUGCAUUCCGGGGUUCGAGAAAGUGGUGAAAGGGAUGAAAGGAAGGUUUACGAUGACCAAUGGGAGGGAGGAAGAAGCCGAAAUCUUGGAGGUUUGUGAUCAACGGACGGCCAAACAAAUUGUCGAAUUUAUGAAUGGUUAUAUCAAAAGGAGGGCGCAGAGAGCGGUGGAGUUGGAGAAUGAGGCUAUUGAUAUGGCAAAGUGAGUUUUUUUGGGAGGCUUUUUGAGGGUUUUCAAAAGUAUCAUGGAGGUUUUUGGAUACUUUUUUUGAGGAGAAAAAUGUUUUUUUUUUUAAAUUUGAUGAAGAUUUGGUCUGAAUUUUUCGAAUUGGUCAGAAAAUGAUAUGGAUACCUUUUAAUACCUUUUUAAGGUAUCCCGGAUCACUUUUGAAGACUUUUGAUGUUUUUUGUUUUUUUCUUAUUUUUUUAUGUUUUUCUUUGUUUUAUGGAAAAUCUUAAAUUUUUUUUGUGAAAGUAUCAUGGAUCACUUUUAAAAACCUCAAAAGGUAUCACUUAUUUUUUCACUAUUUUUAGGAUAUGUAUACAAUUUUCAGCAAUUUACCUCAGAUUCUUACAAUUUUUUCGUUUUUCAGCCGACCCGCCGGCUUGGCCACAAAAUUCAUCAGUUCCGGCCGAAUCGACGAAUACAACGAACGCUUCGACCUGAUCGAACAACUCCUAAAAGACGAAACCGAGAAAAACGAGCGCUUCCGCACACAAAUGCAAGAGCAAUUCGCGUUGUACAGAAUCGAAUUGGACCGAAUCAAAGCGCUUCCCGGAAAUGAGAAGUUGGUCGGGAAAAAAGUGCCGCUUUUCCGCUUUGUUGAGCGCGACAUUGUAGACGCCCUGUUCAAACAGUCCGGCUCAGAUCACUCCAAAUUCUUCCCUCUUGCGUUUUACGCCAUGUUCAGCGAGAAGGAACGACAAGGCGGAGUCAGGCUGUUGCCUCAGGAGAAGUUAUUGGAAUUUGAACAAGUGCUGAGGUUUUAUUAUCCCCAAGAGACGCCGGAAGCCGAUGAGGAACUGUGGAAAUUGUACAAGAAGAAGAUGAGCAGAUACGCGUCGAAUCAUGUAGGUGGUUUUUUGGGAGGGAUCACUUUUGAUACUUUUGAAAGGGAUCAUGGAUACCUUAUGAUCACUUUUGAUUGUGAAACAAUAUUGGAGUUUUUGUUGAAAAGUCGUAAAGAUAGCCUAUUUUUAGUGGAUAACUUUUGAGUGUUUUAAAAUGCCUCAUGGAUAACUUUUGAUACUUUUGAAAGUGAUCAUGGAUACUUUUUGAUCAUUUUUGAAAAAAUAUUUUAUUUUUUGUUGAAGAAUUAUGAAAACAGCAAAAAUUUUUUGUGGAUACCUUUUGAGUAAUGUAAAAAGUAUCAUGGAUAACUUUUGAUACUUUUCCCAAAUUUGGCCACUAGGUUCAAUUUUUUGUUUUUUUUUUGUUUGUUAAACGACACUUAUUGACACAUUACAGGUCAUUUUCAAAAAGUAUCAAAAGGUAUCCUUGAGCAUUUUAAAAACCUUCAAAAUCGAUCAAAAUAAAAAAAUUUCAUAGGCUUUUUUGUUGUUUUAUUACUGAUUCUAACCCAAUUUUUCAGCGUCGAGUCCGCAGAAAACCACAGCCAAACCCCUCGAUUGCCUCGAUUCAGCAUCUCAUCCUUGACGCAGAUGAUGGCCCAUUUGACAACAGUCGCGACAGUUCGAGCUCCUCAAUGUCGCCGUCGAGAGAAGUCGGAACGAGCGAAUUGAUCCCCAGCGAUAUCUUACAAUCUCUUAUUAAACAUGAACCAGAGUUUUAA
Molecule: messenger RNA, 1872 nt
Organism: Bursaphelenchus xylophilus (pine wood nematode)
Lineage: Eukaryota; Metazoa; Nematoda; Chromadorea; Rhabditida; Aphelenchoididae
Source: the annotation of a GenBank genome assembly